This is a messenger RNA of Prorocentrum cordatum, 1124 nucleotides long. Lineage: Eukaryota; Dinophyceae; Prorocentrales; Prorocentraceae. The record is from the annotation of a GenBank genome assembly.
GUAACUUCUGCAGCCCAAUGCAGCUUCAAACUUCGUAGGGGCGGCUGAAAGGACCAUUCUGCGGCCCCAGGGCCUCGACCCGCUGACGCGUCGCAAGACGUUCGAACGUUCGCCCCGCAAUCAAGCAAAGUGUGUAGUACAACUGUUCUGAACUGCCAGCUUGGCUCGCCAGCUCAUGGCGGCCUCAGGGAGAGAAGGAGCAGAAGGAGGGCCACGGGGAAGAGGAGGAGAAGGAGGGGAAGGGGGAGGAGGAGCGAUGCUGUGCAAAUGCUUCCCGAUUGAUUGGCCGCCAACUGAAUCACGAAACGGGCGGAAAAUGCAUGCCCUGGAGCUGGUGGUGCUCCAAGGGAAUGGUGGCAGUAGCGGCCUGCCAAGUGGCAACCACUGUUCGGGAGGAGGGUGACUUGAAGGGGACAGAACGAGGAUAGAGGGAGAGAGCGAGAGGGAGGCCAGAGAGGGAAAACACCGCCAGCCGCUUCGGGCUACAUCCAGGGCCGGCCUCCGCCCCCAACCCCCGCCCCGAAGAAAAAUCGCCCGGCGCGCGGCCCAUCAGGGAAGCGUGCGGACGCCCACCUGGCAGGAACCUGCGAGGCAGGCCGCCCGGUGACCUCCGGCGACCUCGGCGGCCGAAUGGCCUUCUCCGCUUCCAGGCCCCGCAGCCAAGCGUCGGACGAGUCCCGCUGAAAGCGUACGUCUACAAGACACAUGUGGGUCCAAACCUAUGGAAUCGUCACCUUCUCAUGAUCAUACUUCUUAAGCUUACGUAGUUUGAUAGGAAUUCUGCGGAGUAGCUGAUGCGGCCGUUCGCGUACGGGGUCUUCGAGCGCGCGGCGUGCGGCUGCGCACCCUUCCAGGCGCAGAGCCCGAGCUGCACCUGCGUGCGGACGCGGCUCGGGUCGUACGGCACCACGACAGGCUCCGCCAUCUGGCACGGAGACAGCCUCGCGCCCGCGCGCCGGCGCACGCCGCGGGCGGCGUGGGCACUCCGACGCGGAGCCCGGCCCUGGGACGUGCGCACACCGCCUACAAGCCGCGCCGGCUCAGCGCGCGGCGCGCGCACGGACCCGACCGCGCGCGGCGCGCUCGCCGCCGCGGCCGCAGCCUCGGCGCCGGGCGCCACCGCG